UCGAAAAAAAGGUAUUCGCUGUUUAAAAUACGCAUUCGGAUAGAAAAAAUUUCAAUCCAUUUUAAUACAUUCUCAUUUACUGGGAGUCUCACUGUUUUUCUCCCGUCGUUUUUCUACGUGAUACGUUUGAUAAUUUUUGAUUUUCCAAUCGAUAUUACUUGGAUAACGAUGAAGCGUAGCUUAAAAUCGGCACAGCAAUAAAAUCGGUAUAUAAAACUUUUGUCAGAGUCAGCAUCUAUAGAUAUAAGAUUCAAUAAUGUAUAAUCGUUGGAACAUUAAGCUUUCUUUAUUAGAGUAUAAAAUUGUGUGUAAGUGAGAGUAUAUGAACGUGAAACCAUGCGAGUUGUAAUAUUUCUUUAUUUGAACUAUGUUGUAAUUAUUUCUCACAUACAAAUCGUCCUAGGCUUAUUACAUUCUUAUGGACGCAUAUUUCCAUUGGCAUACGUGACGCGAUGUGACGUAUCGAUGUGGAAUUUGAUGCAAGGCAACUCGGAACAUGUGUAUGAAAAAUUGGGAUUGCAAAAACACGAAUAGAAGUAAUCGGCAGGUGAAUCUGAAAAGAAAGGGUUGGUGCGAGCGCUAGCUACGACAGGUAGAGUAAGCAUGAAACGGUAAGGAAAUGAUUGAUCACAAUCGAACGCGAGGAGAACGAUCGAUUAUGAUUCGUCAAUUUCUUAAGAUUUAAAUUGAGACUCGAUGCACCUAUCGUAGAUCCGGGCUUACAAGCAGAACCAACUGUUGAAUUUCGGGCCGGUAUUCAUAGUCGGUUGUUAAUUAUUUCGAGACCGUUUUAAGUAACGUCUCAGGAUGCUAAUACGGCUCUCUGAUUGGCUCGCGACACGUUGAGCCUGCAUUCGAUAUGUAAAAGUAUCAAUUGUGAAUAUGUACCAGCCUCGGUGUUUCGAGAAAUUAACGUUUCGUAAAAAUGCGCGCGUUCGAGGCUCGAGAGAGAUGGCAGGACGGUCGAUGUUGGAUGGAUCUCCCAUCUCCACUUGACUUGACCUCUACACGCUCUACACCUCUGGUAUCCAUUGGGUGCAGCUGGGUACAGCUGGGUGCAGCUAGGUGUGGGUGAGUCGAAUCGCUCCGUCUCGUGGUCGCGUAAACGUGGCGCGACAGAGUGAGGAAAAGAGGGAUCUACGUGACGAACGAAUGUGUUUAGAUCGUAUCAGAUCGUACGAGAUAUCCGGCGCGUUAGAAUGAGCGUUGUUUGCGAAUGCGACAAGGAACGUCAGCUUGCGGGAACGCUCGAUCGGCAAGUACGCGCAAGCACCAAUACGCCACGUUCCAAUUGCCUCGCUAUCACUCGUACCCUGCUCUACGCGGCGUAACCGCCACCAUAAUAUUUUAACGGUUGAAAUAUUAACGGAGCAGCGCAGAGAACGCGCGUAUCCUCUCGAUCGGAAGCACCUCCAGCCGGAUCCAGCGGAAAGUUGGACGUGGAGCAGCGACGAGUGCGUUACUCGAAGCGCGCGCCGUCAUUGUCGUCCAUCGAGCCGAUCGAAGCGUCGCGCGUGUAGUGGCGUGUAGAGACCGUGCGACGGUGUGGCAGCUGUGCGCGACCGCACGAUUCCGUCCAACUUUCCGUUUCCGGACGAGUGGCUGGGCCGCUGGGCGUUUGGCUUCGGCGGUAACUCGUAAUAGUCGUAACGGUCGUAACACGCUCCGAGCUCCGAGUCGUUUAUUAUCGAUGGCGUGGCCACCAUCCUAGUGGCGUCAGGCGGCUGCAUGUACCGUUAGUUCGAAUUCUAUUGCCAUUUCCCGUUGGCGCAGGCUCGAGCGACAUCCACGCUCACGUACCUACCGACCGAGGAGGGCUGAGCCAUAUUCGAUCGCGGUUGGUCGUCGUAAACCCGGAAACGAAGCGUGUGCGCGUCUCCGUUCAGCGAGAGCGCCGAGAGCUGCUCGUUGUGCGUUAGAGAGAGAGAGCGAGCGAGCGAGCGAGUGUGCGUGAGCAGUAGAGUGUGCGAGUGCGAAUUUAUCGCGGAGUCACUCUCGAGCUCUCCUCGAACUUCCGUUAGAGACGUGCGCGCGUCCAUCCCGACGUCUCUACGCAUAUGUAUGACGUGUGCAUCGCAGCGACAGCCGCGGCGAUACGUCGGUCGGCGGGUUCACGUUGAAAUGAGAAAGUUGUUACCGCUGCGCUGAGGAUUGGGAACGACGACGCACGCGAACCAGCCAGACGGACAAUUCCCGUACUAAGCGGACGUACGAAGACGACCGAAGGCAGCGACAGUAACAGCGGUACAUUGAGGCGAGUGUGCACGGAGAGUCGCUGGUCGUCCACCCGCUCAUCUACCUGCCUGUACUUACGAUUUACGAGUGUGAUCGUCGAAAAUUCGAACAAUGAAUUUCACGCCUUUCCCUGGAUUUACUGGCUCGUUGCCGACCGGCACCGUUCAUCAAUUCGCCACAGCGAAAUUCGCGCAGAAUCUUACCACCGGAGGACAGGUGGUCGGAGUUUUGUCCGGUGGUGAAGGUGGAGUUCAUUAUUUGAGACCGGUCGAUCCGAAUGGCUUUGCUGUGGCUCAGAGCGGUAAUAGUCAACAACAACAAAUUAUUACUUUGCCUAUCACUGUUCCGGGAAAAGAUGGUACGCAGCAACAGCAGACUGUCCAAAUACAAGUGGUCAACCCUAGCGUGUCUCAAAGCGGAAAUAGCGGCGAUCAGCCAAAGUAUCAUUUGGCACCGAUAUCCCUCAGUCAGUUUCCACAGGGAGCAGCUACCGUUCUCACUGUUGCCUACAGUCAGCAAGGCGCGGAUGGUGUUCAAAUUCAAGUACAACCGCAAAACACCGUAGCGACUACGCAAACGUCUGAUCAAACGACACAAAGUACGUCUACCGCCGUGACCACUACGUCUCAACAGACUAUUCAACAGACGGUACAACUUCCGGGAGCGCCCGAAGGUCUGACUGUAGUUGCUCAGAUUCCUCAAGACUUGAUUUUACGAGAGAGCAUAGAGGAGUCCAAGGAGGACGUUAAGGAGGGUACGACACCCGUGGCUCUUAUUAAACGAGGCAGUGUCAAGAGUCAAGGUAAUCAGAGUGGGGAAGAAUUCAUUACUUCUAUGCCUGCCAGUUGGCAGAGUCUCGCUACUCCAGGAUCCACGGUCGCAGAUUAUCUCUCUAGACUGCCAACGAGUACUUUGCCUCUUAGUUUGCAACAUUUUCUCAAGUUUUCGGCGGAAACUAUUAAAAGGGAAGCUACCAUUGAAUCCAGUCCGCUCGGACCGGAUGGUCUCGAUGCUUCCGGAAGUACAGCUUCGGGAGAGCAAGCUGUGCAGAUUACAGUCGCCGGAAGUGAAACGGCCAUCAUUCCUGACGUUGUCGAAGAACAGGAGCCAGGAGCGAAACCGAAGCGGAAAAAAAAAUACAAAAAGAAACCACCGAAACCGAAGAAACCAAAACCAGGACAAGUGAGCAUAGUCACCGCUCUCGAUGGCACCACCCUAUUUUGCUGCCCUCAAUGUAAUAUGGCGUAUCCAGAGAAGGAAAGUUUGGAGCAGCAUUUGAUUGGACAUAAAAUAGAGAGGAGAUUUAUAUGCGACAUUUGCGGCGCUGGUCUUAAACGAAAGGAACAUUUGGAGCGGCACAAAUUAGGCCAUAAUCCCGAUAGGCCUUUCAUUUGUUCCGUUUGCAUGAAGGGCUUUAAACGAAAAGAGCACUUGAAUCUUCAUUUUGUUAUACAUUCUGGGCAAAAGACCGAAGUUUGCACCGAAUGCGGCAAAGCAUUCUAUCGGAAAGACCACCUUAGAAAGCACGCGAGAUCUCACCUUACUAAGCGUGCCAAGGAAGAUCCAUUGAAUACGACGAAUGAUACGACGCAGAAUCAACAACAGGCGGACCAACAAGUGGAACAAAUACAACAACAGUCGUCGGUGCCCGAAUUGCAGCAAAUUCAGAUACAAGUAGGACAAGGAUCCCAAGCGCAGAUUCACCAGAUAUCUGUCAAUGAACAGUCCACCGUAGUUUUGCCUACAGCGGCUGAAACUGGAGCUAUGACGAUGCUACAUCAUCAGCAGCAGCAGCAGCAGCAACAGCAGCAGCAGUCGCAGCAACAGCAGCAGCAACAGUCGCAACAGUCGCAGCAGCAGCCGCAACAGCAGCAGCAGCAACAGCAACAGCAACAGCAUUAGCAACAGCAUACCGCCCCAAAUCAACUUGGGCGGUACUUUCGUUUCAAUCAUCAGCACGCUAGAUGUCGUACACGACA
Molecule: messenger RNA, 4214 nt
Organism: Mycetomoellerius zeteki
Lineage: Eukaryota; Metazoa; Arthropoda; Insecta; Hymenoptera; Formicidae
Product: zinc finger protein 384-like
Biological process (GO): regulation of gene expression
Cellular component (GO): nucleus
Source: RefSeq, a predicted model, not a curated record